Molecule: messenger RNA, 1875 nt
Organism: Epinephelus lanceolatus (giant grouper)
Lineage: Eukaryota; Metazoa; Chordata; Actinopteri; Perciformes; Serranidae
Source: RefSeq, a predicted model, not a curated record
AUGAUGCCGACCUUUAUACCAGUACCCCAGCCUUCCUACUCCCAGGCCAGGGAGAACCUGGUGAAGGCUAUUCCACCCAAGAUCCUCUGUCUGUUGGCCUGCGGAGGGAAAGACUGCCGCUAUGAAGGACCAGAGUGCUGGAAAUUAAAUCAGCAGGUCAUCCGAGGCCUUUUCUCCUCCUGGGUGACAGAUGACAUUAUUGCCAUGGCAAGACCAUCCAAGUGUCUGAUUGAGAAGUACAACAUCAUAGACCAAUUUCAAAGGCUGAACAUCCGAUCGAUCAUCAACAUGCAGAUACCAGGAGAGCAUGCUCACUGUGGACCUCCCCUCGACCCUGAGAGUGGUUUCACAUACUCUCCACAGGUCUUCAUGGACAAUGACAUUUACUUUUACAACUUUGGGAUGCCAGAUUUUGGUGUGUCCUCUCUCGUUGGUGUUAUUGACGGGGUGAAGGUUUUGGCCUUUGCAGUAAAGGAAGGAAGAGUGGCUGUGCACUGCCAUGCAGGCCUGGGCAGGACAGGUGUCCUGAUAGCCUGUUACUUGAUUUACACCCUGCGCAUCAGCCCUAGUGAGGCCGUCCAUUACGUACGGAUUAAACGGCCACGCUCUAUCCAAACCCGUGCACAAAUCAGCCAGGUGUUUGACUUUGCUCGCCUGCUUGGCACACAACUGGUGCAAUACCCGGACCUCAGCCUGCGGCACGGCGCACCUUUCACCCUGCAGCACUACCUAAACCGACAGGCAAUAUUGCUGCAUGGCCUGGAGGCACGCACCCUCAGACACACACCCAAGGUGGUAUAUCUUCUGUGUGUGCAUCUCUCCUGCUUGGCCCUGGGUCUCCCUGCUCCUCCAGAGAUCCAGGCCGAGCUGGAGAAGAGGUCAGCACUGAGGACCCUGAACAGGGCUGUGAGGGAGACCCUGGUGUCCAAACAGUACUUGCCCUUACUGAGGGAGGGUCAUAAGGGCUCAUGGGCGGGUUCAGGGUCAGUGUCCUCCUGGGACGAGCCACUGGGAUUCUUGGAGAGGAAGAGAGAAGUGCUGCUAGACAAACGCAGCUACAGCGACUCUGACCUCAGCAAGAUUGCAGAUAUGGAGUCAAGCACAUACUGCACCCCAGCACUUGGAAGUGAGAGACAGUGGUGUGUACAGGAUCUCAUACGCUCUGAUUUGAGACCAGGUAGUCCGAUCCUUGCCACCCUUUCACCAAGUCACCAGACCAUCAAAAAGAAAUCUCAGACACUCAACAUCCCAAUAUCUAACAUAACAACGAGCAACAACUGUGCGAAGAGGUCUAAGUGCACGGCUAAAAAGACACUUGGCAAAUACAGCUCCAACAUGGAGCUGUGCAGAAAUCCACAUAAUCCAGGCCCAACUGCAGUCGCCCGUGCUAUUGCUAAGGCAAUGGCAGACCAUGGUCCUCCAGGAGAAAUCAUCCUGCAAAGAUCGGCUCUGCUGCAGGAGGAGCUAAACAGUAGCGACUGUGGCUGGGCUCUGCUGGUCACUGAGUCAGAUCCUCAGGUUCUCAGUUGUCUGUUGUGGACCUGGCUGGACAAGUUAAGGGAGCCUGUUCUGAGUGCAGAGGAUGUAGACAGGUUGACCAGUGGAGCGAACAACAGGAAACCUCUCAGUGUGCUCAAGAAGCCACAGAGACACACCAUCUAUUGUCUACUGAGCUGUGUGAGUACAGUGACCAACCUGUGUCCACACAGAGAGGAGGCAGUGCUGCAGCGACUGAUGCGGGCCCUUACAAGGCGCCCCCAGGAGGCAAUGGGAAACCUUGCGACUCUGAUGAAGGUCCUGAAGGCGAGUUUGAAAGAAACCUUCCACAACUACAGAUACCUCACAAGGGCCUGCAGCACCAAUGCUACAAUUUGA